This is a messenger RNA of Topomyia yanbarensis, 1287 nucleotides long. RefSeq lists its product as uncharacterized. The coding region runs from base 1 to 1287 and encodes 428 amino acids. NCBI's taxonomy places the organism in Eukaryota, Metazoa, Arthropoda, Insecta, Diptera, Culicidae. The record is from RefSeq and is a predicted model, not a curated record. The transcript has a single exon.
AUGGAAGUGGUAGCUCCCAACGACUGGCAGAGGAUUAAGUACUUCAUACCUCAUUCUUGUGUAGUUAAACCCGACUCAACUUCGACUAAGCUGCGAGUAGUGUUUGACGCUAGCGCGAAAACAUCAAACGGUUACUCACUAAACGACAUUCAACUUAGUGGGUCUGUCAUCCAGAGAGAGUUGUUUGACUUGCUUCUGGACUUCCGUUGUCAUGACAAAGUAGUCACAGCCGACAUAGCAAAAAUGUAUCCACAAGUUAACGUACACGAGGACGAUUCGUGGUUCCAGUGCAUUGUCUGGAGGGACAAUCCUUCUGAAGCGAUUCAAGCGUACCGUUUGAAGACGGUGACCUAUGGCGAAGCAGCGUCAUCAUUCUUGGCAUGCCGUGCCCUACAUCAAGUCGGAGAAAAAAUCCGACUGGAUCAACCAGAGAUUGCGAAAAUCAUCCAAACAUGCUUCUACGUGGAUAACCUCAUGAUGGGAGGAGAUUCAGUAGAAGGACUACUGAAACAACGACUGGCAGCGGAAGUCGAGUUAAUGAAACGAGGUUUCCCGCUUCGUAAGUGGGCGUCGAACGACCCCACUAUCAUACAAGAUGUUCCUUCCGAAGAUUUGGAAAGGGAAAUAUACAUAGGGGAUCAUGAUAUCAUCAAAACAUUAGGAGUCGCAUGGUCCCCACGAGAGGACACAUUUCGGUUUCUGCGUGAUGACCGGAUGGUGUCAAAAACUACUAUGACUAAAAGACAGCUGGCAUCGGAGGUGCUCAGACUGUACGAUCCGCUAGGUAUGAUGCAACCUGUUAUCAUAACUGCAAAAAUACUGUUACAAAGCUUGUGGAAAAGCCAGCUCGAAUGGGACGAUCAAAUCCCAGCGGAAAUCAUGCAUGAAUGGCAGCAGUUAAAGAAAACACUGCCAAAACUUGCGGAGUUAGAUUUUACUCGUCGAGCCAUCCCAAGCAACGCCGUGCAACUGGAAUUACACGGGUUCUCGGACGCUUCUGUACGCGCUCACGGUGGCGCGAUCUAUGCGUACUCAAUAGACUCUCAAGGCAACAAAGCAAUGAAUCUGCUCUGUGCCAAGUCAAGAGUAGCUCCAAUAAAGGACAUUACCUUACCACGAAAGGAAUUCAUCGGUGCUAAACUGGUAGCAGAGUUAAUGCAUCGGGUGAUCGACAUCAUACCGCAACACAACAUCAAAGUUCACUACUGGUGCGAUUCGCAAGUAGUGCUGGCAUGGAUACAUUCGGACGAACAGCAUGAGGAAAUCUAUGUUCGAAAUCGCGUGUAG